Cucurbita moschata (crookneck pumpkin) is the source of this 692-nucleotide messenger RNA. RefSeq names its product LOB domain-containing protein 29-like. Gene Ontology annotation, biological process: positive regulation of DNA-templated transcription; hormone-mediated signaling pathway. The transcript has 2 exons. Lineage: Eukaryota; Viridiplantae; Streptophyta; Magnoliopsida; Cucurbitales; Cucurbitaceae. Gene Ontology annotation, cellular component: nucleus. Bases 19 to 567 code for a protein of 182 amino acids. The record is from RefSeq and is a predicted model, not a curated record.
UGCUCUACAGCUCCAUCAAUGGCGGCCUCCUCUUCUUCUUCUCCUCCUUGUGGAGCUUGCAAGUUCCUUAGAAGAAAGUGUGUCAAUGGCUGCAUCUUUGCUCCUUAUUUCCGCCACGACCUCGGCGCCUCCCACUUCUCCGCCGUCCACAAAGUUUUCGGUGCAAGCAACGCUUCCAAGCUUCUCGCUCACCUCCCCGUCUCUCACCGGAGCCUAGCCGCCGUCACCAUCUCCUACGAAGCUCAAGCACGACUUCAAGAUCCGAUCUACGGCUGUAUCUCCCAGAUUUUCGCUCUCCAACAUCAGGUUGUGAAUCUAAGGGCUCAAGUGGCUUAUUUGAGAGAACAAGCAGCUCAAAUCAUUCUUAACGGCUACAUUACAAGAAACCCUAAUGAAUUACUGUACGGAAACUCUUUGUCUUAUUCCGAUGAGGAAUUGCUGGAUCUUCAAACUUGGCUGCUGGAGGAGAGCUGCAGCACCGCCGCACCGGAGUUUGAACCUACGGCGGGGCCGUACGUUCAGAUGGGCGUCGCCGAUUCUAAUCUCGCCGGAGAUUUCUGCUGUUAAGACCGUCCGAUAUCUUCUCUGGAUUUUCAGAUCAACGGCUACCAAUCAAAUGGAAGUAUGGGUGUUUUUGUGAUAAUUUGAAUUUCUUUUUUUUUUUUUUUAACUGAAUUUUCUGCUUGUGUUUG